Bombina bombina (fire-bellied toad) is the source of this 1068-nucleotide messenger RNA. RefSeq names its product meteorin-like protein. The transcript has 4 exons. Gene Ontology annotation, molecular function: hormone activity. NCBI's taxonomy places the organism in Eukaryota, Metazoa, Chordata, Amphibia, Anura, Bombinatoridae. The coding region runs from base 1 to 864 and encodes 287 amino acids. The record is from RefSeq and is a predicted model, not a curated record.
AUGCUGGCAGACCCUGUGAGGCUGGGGAGCGCUGAGGAUUACUGCAGCUGGAGGGGAAGUGGUCUCACUUGGGAUUCUAAUUCUCGAGCUGUGGAACAGGUUCAUCUCCGUUGCACAGAAGGUUUCUUGGAAUGGAUGUACCCAACUCGAGCUUUGCGUGUGAUCCUUGAGCCUAACCUGACCAAUGGGAAGCAUACCACUAUCUGCUUAAAGCCUUGUCCCAAUUUUAAAGGGGCUAACAUCUAUGUGGAGAAGGGAAGAGUGCUGCAACUGCUGGUGAGCGAGGCCAGCGAUAUGCAGCAGGUGCAUUGCUUUGCUAUGGAUAAUAUGCAGCGGGUAGCCCUCUUCAUACAGGCCUGCCCUCAGGAGGACAUCAGAAGGAGGACUGCAGGCUUCCAGUACGAGCUCUUCAACAACCAAAACUCAGGACCAGACCUCCAGAAAUUUGCACUUAUGGAUGCCAUCUGUCGCCCGUGUGAUAACGCAGAACUGCUCAUGGCUGUUUGCAGGAGUGAUUUUGUUGUGAGAGGCACAAUCAAGAACAUCAGUCAUGAUCAAGAGGCUCACACAUCUCAUGUGGACAUCAGGGCCUUGAACGUUUAUAGACAGACAAACAGCAUAUUUCAGCUGGAUGAGGCCACAGGGGAAUGGACUGGACGUAUCACAACCUUAUUAAAGUGUAGAGUCCAGAAAGGGGAAGGUGAUUUCUUAUUUACUGGCAAUGAGCAUUUUGGAGACGCGUGGCUGGGAUGUGCCCCAAGAUUUAAAGAUUUCCUUAACAUCUAUCAAGAGGCCAAACAUCAAAGGACUAACCCAUGUGAAUUCCAGUUUGGAUUCAGCCUAAAUAUUCCUGCAAUAGUAUGAAUCUAAACAAAAACUUAAUCAUCUCCAAUGAUGAUACAGACCUUGAGUUUUAGAAACACAAAUGUAUUUUAUUUUUGUAAUUGUAUGCCUGAACUUUCAAUGAAAGAUAUGUUAUAUUGACUUCUCCAGAUCUAUGUUUCUGCCAAUUAUCUGGCAAGUGAAAGUUAUUAUUGUAAAAACAAUAAAUAUAUAAACAAUAUGUAA